Dictyostelium discoideum AX4 is the source of this 156-nucleotide messenger RNA. RefSeq lists its product as hypothetical. Lineage: Eukaryota; Evosea; Eumycetozoa; Dictyosteliales; Dictyosteliaceae. The record is from RefSeq and is a predicted model, not a curated record. The transcript has 2 exons. The coding region runs from base 1 to 156 and encodes 51 amino acids.
AUGGAGCCAGAAAUAGAUUAUUACUCUUAUUAUUUAUUUUUAUCUGGAAUUUGCAGAUUUAUGUUGUUCAUCAUGAUUUUCUUUAGGAAUGAUUACUUGAUCCAUAAAAUUCAUUUUAAUGGUGAAAAAGAGGUAACAUAUAAAAAAAUCAACUAA